Echinops telfairi (small Madagascar hedgehog) is the source of this 3117-nucleotide messenger RNA. RefSeq names its product DEAD-box helicase 10 (gene DDX10). Gene Ontology annotation, biological process: rRNA processing. Lineage: Eukaryota; Metazoa; Chordata; Mammalia; Afrosoricida; Tenrecidae. The transcript is spliced from 17 exons. The record is from RefSeq and is a predicted model, not a curated record. Gene Ontology annotation, molecular function: nucleic acid binding; ATP binding. Gene Ontology annotation, cellular component: nucleus.
CCGCCUGGCCGGAGGGGUACUUUGCUUCGGGGCGUCUGUCACCGACGCCGCGAUGGGUAAAACUGCUGCCUCGUUAGAUCCGGGAGCCCGGCCCGACCCGGUCCGGAGCUUCAAUCGUUGGAAGAAGAAACACAGCCAUAGACAGAGCCAAAAGAAACAGCUGAGGAAGCGACUGAAAAAGCCCGAGUGGCAGGUGGAGCGCGAGGUUAUCAGCCGCCUGAUGCAAAACUACGAGAAGAUAAAUGUUAAUGAAAUUACAAGAUUUUCAGAUUUCCCUUUGUCUAAAAAAACAUUGAAAGGUAAAAAACAAUCUUUUCUUACUCUGCUAAAAUGUGUGUCUUACAUGGCUUCUCAAUGAAUGAUCUUUGAUUUGGAAGGGAAAGGGUUGAGGCUCAGGAUCAAAAGAGGACUUAUCUCAGGACUUCUUAACCAUUUAUUUGCUCUCUGUUUUGAGGUGCUGGAAGCUUUAUAUCGUCUGCAGUGGACCUCAGCAGAUGGGUUGGGAGUUCUGAUAAUAUCUCCUACAAGAGAACUGGCCUAUCAGACCUUUGAGGUCCUCCGGAAAGUAGGAAAGAAUCAUGAUUUCUCAGCUGGUCUCAUCAUCGGUGGAAAGGAUCUGAAACAUGAAGCGGAGAGGAUCAAUAACAUCAAUAUUCUAGUUUGCACACCCGGCCGGCUUCUUCAACACAUGGAUGAAACAGUAUGUUUUCAUGCUACCAGUCUCCAGAUGUUAGUUCUUGACGAAGCAGAUAGAAUAUUGGACAUGGGCUUUGCUGAUACUGUGAAUGCUAUUAUUGAAAAUCUUCCAAAGAAACGUCAGACUUUGCUCUUCUCAGCAACACAAACCAAAUCUGUCAAGGACCUUGCACGCUUGAGUUUGAAAAACCCUGAGUAUGUGUGGGUGCACGAGAAAGCAAGAUACAGCACCCCUGCUACUUUGGAACAGAACUACAUAGUGUGUGAGCUUCAGCAGAAAGUCAGCGUGCUCUAUUCCUUCAUGAGGAGCCACCUGAAGAAGAAGAGCAUUGUAUUUUUCUCGUGCUGUAAAGAGGUUCAAUAUCUGUAUCGAGCAUUCUGUCGGCUGCGUCCUGGUAUUUCUCUCCUUGCCCUCCAUGGUCGGCAGCAGCAGAUGAGAAGAAUGGAAGUUUAUAAUGAAUUUGUCCGCAAGAGAGCUGCAAUACUCUUCGCGACUGAUAUUGCAGCCAGAGGGCUGGAUUUCCCUGCUGUGAAUUGGGUGCUCCAGUUUGAUUGUCCAGAGGAUGCCAACACAUACAUUCACAGGGCGGGGAGAACUGCCAGGUACAAAGAAGAUGGUGAAGCUUUAUUAAUUUUGCUUCCUUCAGAAGAAAAGGGGAUGGUGCAGCAGCUUCGCCAGAAGAAAGUGCCUGUGAACGAAAUCAAAAUCAAUCCAGAAAAACUUAUAGAUAUCCAGAAAAAACUGGAAUCGUUUCUAGCCCAAGAUCAGGAUUUAAAAGAAAGAGCACAAAGGUGCUUCGUCUCCUACAUACGUUCAGUAUAUCUGAUGAAGGAUAAAGAAGUAUUUGAUGUGAGCAAGUUGCCUCUACCUGAAUAUGCCCUGUCUCUUGGUCUUGCUGUGGCACCACGAAUAAGAUUUCUUCAGAAAAUGCACAAGCACUCUACUGAAGAAUUGUUAAGCAGCCUGGCCAGUGAGACAGUGACGCCCAGGGCUGCCUCCCUCACCAGCGAUGAAGUGGAAGAGUUUAGAGCUUAUUUUAGCGAGAAAAUGUCCAUCCUUCAGAAAAGUGGGAAAAGAUCAGAAGAGAUGGAAUACAGACUGUCUAAUGGCACGAGUGAAGAAGAGGAAAGAGGAGACGAAGGGGAAAUAGAGGAAGCCGUGAGAAAGCCAAAAGGUUCUCAAACUGUGUCUAACUCUGGUGAGACACAGAAGAUCAAGGAAGUACCCAUGCAGUUCAUGGACAGAGCUGAAGACGAUGACGAUGAAGCCGAUGCUGACUUCUUUAAAGUGAAGCGGUACAAUGUGUUCGGGCUGGAGCUUAACGAAGAGAAAGCAUUACAGAACAAAGAAUCUCCUAAAUCCAGUAUCAAGAAAAAAGUAACCAAAGUAGCAGAAGCAAAGAAAGUAAUGAAGAGAAAUUUUAAAGUGAAUAAGAAGAUAACAUUUACUGAUGAAGGGGAGUUGGUUCAGCAGUGGCCGCCAAUGCAGAAAUCCAUGGUGAAGAGUGCUGAGGAAGAGGACGGUACUGGUGGUAUCAACUUAGAUAAAGCCAAGGAGAGGCUUCAGGAGGAGGAUAAAUUUGACAAAGAAGAAUAUAGGAAGAAAAUUAAGGCAAAGCACCGGGAGAAAAGACUGAAAGAAAAGGAAGCCAGAAGAGAAGCUAACAAGAGACAAGUAAAGGACAAAGAGGAAGAGGAAGCCUUUCUGGAUUGGAGUGAUGAUGAUGAUGAUGAUGGGUUUGAUCCCAGCACGCUUCCGGAUCCUGACAAGUACAGAAGUGCUGAAGAUUCGGAUAGUGAAGAUACCGAUAACAAAACUAGUGACACCAAGAAGCAGCAGGCAGUGAGGAAAAGGAGCAACAAUGAAGGAGAAGACGCAGGACCACCAAGCCGUGAUAGAAAGAAGGCCAAGUGGGCGACCCUGCAACCUUUGGACACGGGCCUGUCUUUGGCAGAGGACGAAGAGCUUGUGUUACAUCUACUGAAAAGUCAACGCUAAACAUGCCUUGCUUUUGUCUUCUUCAUACCACCUGUCAGGUCAUUGCGGGCACUUGUGCUCACAAGUUCCACACCCAAAGGACCCGUUUUGGAUCGGGUGUGUAAGGCCUUUCCACAGAACGUGCUUGUCCCAUCAAACCGUUUACUCAGCGUGAGGGCGGCUGAUACCACGUGCUGAUCGCCUUUUCAGCAUGUGCUCUGUUAGGCUCCCUCUUGGUUUCCCGCCGAGUUCCAGAGCCUUUGUCCUGUUGUUAGCAUUGCUCCCCAUUCAAAAGUGUCGACGUGCUUUAAACACCAGUGCUCUCAAUGUUGGUGUAUUUAAGAUAUUUAAGACCUCCCUAAACAGAGGCAGAUGGACCAACCCUGAGAAAGAAUGAGUAUUUUUGAACUGAGAUGGUAAAGAAUAAAGGUUUUUCUUUUAAA